This is a messenger RNA of Nicotiana attenuata, 1442 nucleotides long. RefSeq lists its product as uncharacterized. The coding region runs from base 559 to 1377 and encodes 272 amino acids. Lineage: Eukaryota; Viridiplantae; Streptophyta; Magnoliopsida; Solanales; Solanaceae. The record is from RefSeq and is a predicted model, not a curated record. The transcript has 3 exons.
CUGAAAGUCUUAAACUCUAAAACAAACCCUCUCUGCCUCGGUGCCUCCCUUCAAUUUCCGACUUUCCGUCAUUCACUUCUUCAUUCCUUUGCAUCCCUUUGAAUUCGAAUCAAUCCCUUAUUAGGUGAGGGAGACUCUUCUUCAAAUCUUUGAUUAUUUGAGUAUUUGAAGAUUUGUGCUAAUGCUAUUUGAAAUAUUGUUUCAAUGAAGUGAAGUGGACGAUUUGAAACCAAGUUGUAUUUGGAUUUCAAGAAUAACUUUCAGAAAUUGCGUAGAGAUCAACUUCGGGAUCAUCAAGCAGAAUUGUUGGAGCAAUUGUUAGAGAGUGGUGAAGUUCAAAGUGGGAAAGGAUUAAAUCAAGAGCGAGGGCUUCAAAGGCCAGGUGACACUCGUUGGGGAUCACAUUGUAAAACAUUGAAUAACUUUGUUAUUUUUAUUUUCUUCUAUUGUUUAUGUGCUUGGGGUGAUUGAUGUGAAGGUGAUGUUAAUAAUAGGUUGCAAGCCGAAGCUUUUUUGAGUAAAAUUAAAGCAUUUGAAUUUGUUUUCUUGCUUCACUUAAUGUUGAAAGUGUUGAUAAUGUCAAACGAGUUGAGCAAAGCUUUACAGAAGAAAGAUCAAGAUAUUGUCAAUGCCAUGGUAUUUCUUGAUAUCACAAAGGAAAGGUUGCAAGAAAUGAGAGAUAAAGGAUGGGAACCAUUGAUGGAUGAAGUAUAUUUAUUUUGUGCAAAACAGGAUAUUUUGGUGCCUAAGAUGGAAGAAUUCUAUAUUCCUGGAAAGUUGAAGCGUAGGCCUUCUAGUGUUACUUAUUCACAUCACUUACGUGUUGAGCUUUUUUAUGCCGUGAUUGAUUUGCAACUUCUGGAGCUUAAUAGUCGUUUUGAUGUUGUGAGUAGUAACAUGCUUCUUGGUAUGGCUAGCUUGAAUCCGGCUAACUCAUUUGCUAAUUUUGAUAAGGAAAGAAUAAUAACAUUGACCAAGCAUUAUCCCGAUGAGUUUGGUGAAUUGAAGUUUCAAGAUCUUAGUCGCCAACUUGACACUUUCAUAUGGCACAUGCAACAUGGUGACCCUAGAUUCUCUGAUUUGAAAGGAAUUGGUGGUUUGGCAAAAGCAUUGGUUGAGGCAAAUCUUGUGGAGACUUAUUCACUUGUUUAUUUGCUUGUGAAGUUGACUUUAAUUUUACCUGUCGCAACUGCAAUGGUGGAAAGAGCAUUCUCAUCCAUGAAAUACAUCAAAGAUGAAUUGCGUAGUAGUAUUAGUGAUGUAUUUUUAAAUGAUUGUUUAGUUUGUUACUUUGAGAAGGAAGUAUUUGUAAAUAUAAGCAAUGAUGCUAUUAUUGACCGUUUUCAAAACACGAAAGCGCGUCGAGUUCAACUAUGAGUGGACAAUGUACUUUUGUUAUAUUAGUAUCAAGUUAAUGGUAUUUGAUAAUAUUGAUGUUUUUA